AUGCCUUCCUCUAGCAAGAAAAAAAAUGUUAAUUUAGUCCUGGUUGCCGACAGCCAAAAUAGCCUGGAAGCCCUCACGGAAUUAGUGAAAAAAAAAAAUGCUCUUCAUUGUGACCUUUCAGCAGUCUACAAAGCGGUGGGAAAUUUAAACAGUUUUGCCUUGGAUUUAACAAAAAUUACUAAUAGCCAGGUUUUAAUUUUUGGCUAUCAACCUCCUCAAUCUCAAAUAAAAACAUUAAAAGAAAAUAAUAUUUCAUUUUUUAGUAGUAAAAUUAUCUAUGAAAUUGGGGAAAAAUUGGACCAAAUUAUUGAUAGUCAACAAGAAAUAGAAGAAGUUGAGGAAAUAGUGGGAACAGCAAUAGUAAAA
Molecule: messenger RNA, 366 nt
Organism: Racocetra persica
Lineage: Eukaryota; Fungi; Glomeromycota; Glomeromycetes; Diversisporales; Gigasporaceae
Source: the annotation of a GenBank genome assembly